Messenger RNA from Lethenteron reissneri (Far Eastern brook lamprey), 1958 nucleotides. Its product is annotated as signal-regulatory protein beta-2-like. Gene Ontology annotation, cellular component: plasma membrane. The record is from RefSeq and is a predicted model, not a curated record. NCBI's taxonomy places the organism in Eukaryota, Metazoa, Chordata, Hyperoartia, Petromyzontiformes, Petromyzontidae.
AGGCAAACCGUGCGUGCUAAUGGGAGGUGCGGGGGAAGGACAACAAACUCAACACAAGAAGUCGUUCUAAAGAAAUGAGUUUGCAAUCGAGCAGCAGCAACAUCGUCAGUUGUCUACGAUGGUUACGAAUCGGUCUCCACUGGUGGCAGUAUUUGUAGUGUCUGUGUUCACAGGACCUGCCCACUUUGCCGCUCUGAACGUGAGGACGGAUUCCGAGGUUCAAAUCACAGAGGGAUCCGUGGCCCUGCUCUUCUGCUCCUUUGACUGCAGCCCCAACAGUGACAAGGCCACGACUGUAGAGUGGUCUCGAGUGUCUGACGGCUCAAAGAUCUUGGUUAAGAAUGGCAACUACUUCAAACCUCACCCGCGGAUGGAGUGGGCUGGUGAUGAGUCCAACUGCGAUGCCACCAUUCGCAUCAAUGACGCGGAGACCAGGGACUCCGACAGCUACCGGUGCAAGGUGAUUCGCCAGCCCUCCAACGACCAGGGCUUCAGUGUGGUCAGACUGAGAGUCUCCGAGACUAGAGAUCUGGUAGUCCGUGCCCCUGGGGAAGUUACGGCGGUGCAAGGAGACACUGCCUUCCUGCCAUGCUCCUACUUCUGUGGCGUCAAGGGCAAUAACGACACGCUGGUGGAGUGGUACAAGACCAUAAACGGAGAAAAGAAAAAGAUAUAUAAGAUCGAACUCCGGAGCUUGAAUGAACCGCGGGUGAUGUGGAUGGGAGACGAGUCCAAGUGUGACGCGUCCAUCUUUAUGCGCAACAUCCAGAACGACGACUCUGGUCCCUACCGCUGUGAGGUGACACUUCUCUCCUAUUUCAAACAAGGCAGCAAGACUCUACAGCUGAGAGUACAAGAAGCAGCACCGGUUCCUUCAACAAUCACAACUCCGACCACAACUCCAACCACAACACCAACACCUGGAGGGCUGACUGCUGGAGGCAUUGCUCUGGUCAGCAUUGCUGCUGUGGUUGUAGUUGCUGCUGCAAUUGGUGUUUACUUCUGCUGGAAGUCAAGAGGUGACAGACCACAAGGAGAAGACGUCGAGGAUCACGAACUGCAGCCAAUGGCACCAGCUGAAGGAGGCGGCGCAGCUGAGAGAGAGGAAGAGAGAGCAGAUCGAGCCCCAGGACAAAGAGAAAAUGGACAUUUGACAGUGGGUGACAUCGUUUUGAACGAUGACUUUUCAGAAGCCUGAGCAGGCAGGCCUCAGGAGCUCAUGAUGAGAAAGUGGAUUGAACAACAACGUCACUUAUAUAACUCACACGAUCACUCCAAAGAUAAGUAGUAACAACCUUAGCCUCAAUACCUUUUUUGGAAAUGAACCUAUUUAAGUGAACCUCAUCAAUGCAGUAUGAAACAUGGUCAUGUUGGGAAAAUGGCUUUUCAUUCCAUCAUGUCCUUGCUAUGAGGUGGGCGGAUAUUGUGUUCUUCAUAUUAUGGAUAGAAAACCAUAAUGCAAACUCAGGUGAUCCUUGCAGUGGCGGGUUCUUGUUAGCCAUCGAACUAAGGUGGUCACUGUGUAGUGACAUAAGAAGGGAGGGGCUGCUGGGGGCUCUGGGACCCUGGGCGGGCCAGGCGCUUAAGCCUCUUGGCGCCAAGCGCUGGGUUCCCAGGUAGGGCAGACGCUUAAGCCUCUUGGCGCCAGGCGUUUGGUUCCCGGGUGGCCCAGGCGCUUAAGCCACUUGGCGCCGCCAAAGGGGGGGGGCUGUGUGUGCUCUGUGGGAUAUCUGGUGGUGCACACGGCCCCACCCCUCGUUGGGGACUAGGCAUAAAAAAGGGAGCUCCCUGGACGAUCAGGGCCAGUCGUAGCUCAAGACCCAAGACCCAAGACCAGCCAUCUGAGGACCCUGGGAUGUUGUGAGAGCCAGUGGUGGGACUCUGGAACUCCCGACUCUACGACCUUGUGAGGGCGAGUUCCAGAGCGUAGCCAGAGUAGUGUACCUUGGCUGUGUACC